UAGAGAAUGGAUCAAAAGGGAGGUCAAAAAGUGGGCUUUUUUAUCCAUUGAGAUACACAAAGCGUAAACCAUAUACUGUGAACCCUAAAGAAGCUGCCGCACGCGGAUAACCCAGAUACGCAGAGAAGGGGAAGGAGCCAUAGCAAGGGUCCCAAACCUCCAGUGUAGCAUCUCGGUCGAUCACGUUGCAGUUUAACAUGUCGGGACGGUCAAGCUUCAGUAGGGGUGGUAGGGGAGGAAAAGGGGGUAGGGGAGGAGGAGGGGGACAAGUUCCGCUGGUACAAAAUUAUGGUUCCCCAAUUAUUGAAGAAUAUGAGUCUGAUGAGGAUGAUGAGAUUGAAGCUGACCAGCCUAUGAACGAAAGCCGACCAUACACUCCGGAAGGCCACCAUGAGUCGGCUGCCUCUGCAUUUGGUUCUUACGGUGGUGAAGGAUCGGCAAAUAUAGUGCGCACACCGAUAUCAGUUGAAGACUUUCCUAAGCAAAAAGUUUUGAACGAGGUUAAAAAGAUAUUAGAAGGAUCUUAUACUGGACCAUGGAUUUGUUAUGGAGAUGUGCCUAAGCCUAUUCGUGAACAAUGGUUUAGGGAAUUUAAGCGGAACCACACAUAUCCUCCGGCUGAAGAAUCUGAAAUCCAGCGAGCUUUUAACUCUAGAUGUUCAGUGUGGCUGACGGGUGUCUUUAAUGAAGCCCGUGAUAAGAACAAAACGGUUAAAUGGAUAUCGCCGGUACAUUGGCGGGACAUGCUAGGGCAAUGGGCGUCUCUAAAGUUUAAGAAGAAGUCAGAAACAAAUAAAAAAAAUAGCUCUUCGGCUGGUUGUAGAAGCUCUCCAUAUUGCGGGGGGUCUGUUUCACAAAAAGUGAGAGCGGAACGAUUAGCUCAAAAAUUGGGGAGGACGCCCUUUGCUACUGAGAUUGUCAAAGAUGGGUUCCAAAAAAAAGAAACUAAAGAAUGGAGUGGUCCCCGAGCUCAAGAGAUUGCGGAAAAAGUUGCGGCAGAGAUAGAUCGUCAAACUCAAGACUCUGAAGGGGGCAAAGUGGAUGAAAAUGCUAUUUUUUUUGAAGUUGUAUCUCCCAAAAAAGGAAAAAUAUUUGGGGUGGAUCCUUUUACUGUGGCAGCUUUGCGCAAUGGUUCAUUUCCUCCCACUUCAUCUCAACAGACGCAAUAUGUGAAAGCUGCGGAUUUCGAAGCUUUUAAAACGACGGUGCUGGAUAAAAUGGACCAGAUACUGGCGACGCGGGGCAUAGGUCCUACUAAUGGGUCUACCACUCAUUCGGCUCCAAAUAUUACACAAGGUUUCAUGUCUGACCUUCACUCAUCUAUGUUUCCUACGGUUCCAUCAAGGAUGACACACAAUCUGCACUCACAACCCGUUCCUUAUUAUCCAACAAUGUACACGAAUGGUUACGUGUCGGGACAACAACCUGUGUCGCUUCAACCAUCCAUGCCUUCUCAAGUGCCAUGUCAAUUCAUUCCUCUACAAAAUCGUAAUAGCACUUCUCUAGAUGACACUUUCCUCAACAAUUUCCUUGCUGGAAAUGAGGGAGGCAAUCAAGGUGGUGGAGAAUGAAGAAGUAUUUGCGGUUCAAGUUUUAUUUAGUUAUGUAAUGAACAAUCUUUACGUUUAUUUGUCGUUUAUUUGUCAUGCUUUUGCUUUGUAUUAACUCUGUUUUUGUACACUCUUGAAGUGGUAUUUCAUGGAUCGUUUUCAAAUUUACUUGUGCAUUGACAGUAUUUCACUAUUUUGGUGACACUUUCUGGAUGCUACAGUACAAAAC
Molecule: messenger RNA, 1779 nt
Organism: Cuscuta epithymum
Lineage: Eukaryota; Viridiplantae; Streptophyta; Magnoliopsida; Solanales; Convolvulaceae
Source: the annotation of a GenBank genome assembly